AUGACCGACGCCCCUCUCAUUCCUCUCGCACAGUACAUCAUCGAGCGCUUCAAGCAGCAGGGCGUGAAGCAUCUCUUCGGUGUGCCUGGCGACUACCAGCUCGAGCUUCUCGACUACUUUGAGCGCGACCCCGACAUCGAGUGGGUCGGCAAUGCGAACGAGCUUGGUGCGGCAUACGCGGCCGACGGCUAUGCGCGUGUGAGUCACGGCAUGGCGGUGUGCGUGACGACGUUUGGUGUCGGCGAGCUUAGUGCUCUUGGAGGCAUCGCUGGCGCCACGGCCGAGCGCCUCCCCGUCGUUCACCUCGUUGGCUCGCCCCGGUCGCCGCUGCAGAAGGCCAACGCGCUCGUCCACCACACCAUGAACCUCCCCGGUGGGCAGUACAACCGAUUCUACAAGAUGAGCGAACAGAUUUCGGCGGCCACUGUCGUGCUUAUCAACGAGCCUGAUGACGGACUUACCGACGCUAUCGACCACGCCAUCCGCACCUGUGUGGUCGAGGGCCGUCCCGUUUACCUCGACGUUCCUCUCGACUACAACCACCGCGAAGUGAGCGCGGCGCCCCUUGCCACGCCUCUCCCGAAGCUUGGCGAGCCCAAGGACUUUGCCUCGAUCCAGCGCACACUCAUGCUGCCUCCUCUGGACACUGUCAACGCACAGGUGACGGACGCAAUUGUCGCCGCGUUCGACAAGGCCAAGAACCCGGUCAUCCUUGCCGACCUGUAUGCUGAGCGCUACAGCAUGCGCAAGGACGUGCGCGCGCUGGUCAAGGCGGCGAACGUACGUGCGUUCUGCUCGCCCACUUCCAAGUCCUUGCUCGAUGAACAGGACCCCAGCUACGCCGGCGCGUACGGCGGCAACAUGAGCGUCAGCGCGUGUGCGGACGAGUUUGAGGCGGCCGACUUUGUGCUCUGGGUCGGAGCGAUGAAGAGCGACACCAACACGGGCCGCUUCUCCAUGCGCAUCCCCGACGGCAGCGUCGAGAUGUACGUCGACAACACCAAGGUCGGUGCGGCAGAGUACCCCGGUACGGACAUGCGGCGGAUCGUACCCGAGCUCAUCAAGCGCCUAGCCAAGGUGGCGAAGAAGGACGCUCUCAAGGUCAACCCUGACGCCUCGUUGGCUGUGACGACCAAGGCGCAGUCGGACGCUAUCAUCUCGCAGGAGUGGAUGUGGAGUCGCUUCGGCGGGUGGUUCCAGGACACUGACGUCGUCCUCGGCGACAUGGGCACGAGCGCUUUCGGCAUGAUCCCCAUCGCACUCCCAAGCAACGCGCAGUACCACACGCAGUGCAUGUGGGGCGCCAUUGGGUGGAGUGUCGGUGCGGCUCUUGGUGCCUCCUUGGCCGCGCGCAUGGAAGACCCUGCCAAGCGCACGGUGCUCUUCGUCGGCGACGGCUCGCUGCAGCUCACCGUCCAGGAGAUCGGGACUAUGGUCCGCCGCGGCCUCACGCCGUACAUCUUCGUUAUCAACAAUGACGGAUACGAGAUCGAGCGCAUCAUUCACGGCCCCAACAUGAAAUACAACGACAUUGCCAACUGGGACUACACCAUGAUGCUCCCGCUCUUUGCUGGCCGCACGGGUGUCAAGCACGAGACGCACAGCGUCAAGACCCAGGGCGAGCUGCAGGCACUCCUCGAGGACAAGGAGUUUGCCAAGCCGGACCGCAUUCGCGUCAUUGAGGUGUUUGUGCCUCGGGGCGACGCACCGCCCGCCCUCGCGCGCAUUCUCGGCCGCAAGAUGUAG
This is a messenger RNA of Cutaneotrichosporon cavernicola, 1746 nucleotides long. RefSeq lists its product as uncharacterized. Bases 1 to 1746 code for a protein of 581 amino acids. The record is from RefSeq and is a predicted model, not a curated record. The transcript has 3 exons. Gene Ontology annotation, molecular function: pyruvate decarboxylase activity; thiamine pyrophosphate binding; magnesium ion binding. Lineage: Eukaryota; Fungi; Basidiomycota; Tremellomycetes; Trichosporonales; Trichosporonaceae. Gene Ontology annotation, cellular component: cytosol; nucleus.